Molecule: messenger RNA, 2888 nt
Organism: Struthio camelus australis
Lineage: Eukaryota; Metazoa; Chordata; Aves; Struthioniformes; Struthionidae
Source: RefSeq, a predicted model, not a curated record
CCAAUAAAAUAAAUCGUGGUGAAGUCAAACAUCUUGCAGAUAACUCAGGAUCAGAAAAAACAGACAGAACAACAAAGAGAUCCAGAGUGUCAACCAUAAGGCGGAUAUUUGACAUGGCAAAACACCGAACAAAGAGGUCAUCCUUCUUCCCAACCGGUGUGAAAGUCUGCCCACAAGAAUCAGUGAAGCAGAUUUUAGCCAGUCACCAAGCAUACUAUAGAUUACGAGUCUGCCAGGAAGCUGUAUGGGAAGCCUUUCGUAUUUUUCUGGAUCGGAUUCCUGAUACUUCUGAGUAUCAGAACUGGGUUACCGCCUGCCAGAGGGAAACUUUCUGCAUAUUCGACAUUGGCAAAAACUUCAGCAAUUCCCAAGAGCAUCUGGAAAUAAUCCAACGGCGAGUAAAACAUAGAACCUUCCAGGAAAGGAAAGAUGAAAUAUCCACAGAGAAAACAGGUGGCAAAAAGCUGGAAGACAUUUCUUCCAUUUCUACAGGUUCCCCCAGCGCACCCCUGUCUCCAUACGCACCGGUGCCUAAUGGUACGCUGCUCAACGAAAUCGUCAACGACACAAAGACUCCUGUGAAGGAGCUGGGAACAAAUACAGUUCCAGAACUGCCUGUGGAGCAAAUGGUCGAAUUCAGCGUUACUCUCACUGAUCAGGAGUAUACAGCUGAGCUCAACGAUCCCAACUCCCCACAGUACCGGCAGCUUGCUGCCAAAUUUCAGCUACAGAUGCAAAAAAUAUUUGAGAAACUUCCAGGAUUCAAAGAAAUCCAUGUAUUAGGAUUUAAACAGAAGAAGGAAAAAGAUGGAUCAAGCAGCACUAUAGCACGAUAUGUGGUAAACUUUGAGAGAGAUGGCUCAGAAAUCAAAAGCGCAGCAGAUGACAUCACAACUAUUGGCUCUAAUAAGGUUGAAAAUGAAAAAACUCCACUUUCUCCAAAGGAAGAGAAGGAGAUAACAGCAGCUAGACUCACAGUGACAGAUCUUCAGCAACUAGUUGCCACAGCACUUCACGAAGACAAGUCCCUGCCGAUGGACCUUGGAACACUUCAGUUUACUGAUGAAUCUAUUAAACCACCUAGUGAUUCUGAUAAUGAUAUCCAGUCCAUGGUCACUAUUCCUCUAGCAGUCCCUGAGCUGGAGGACUCUAUGAGUGUUGAACUCCCACUAGCUUAUCCCAGCCCAGCACCAGUGGACCAAACAGGAGAUGUCUUGGUCAAUGAAUUUGCAACUGAAAUCCCUCGGCUGAGUGGAGACAUCAGUGCCCCUGAAGACUUUAAUAAUUUUAUUUCAUCUGAAACUGCAUUCGCUACCAAACCCUCCAGAGAACUAUCUCAAGGCAGUUUUGCUCCAGACACAGAAGACACUACUACUGACCAACAAAGUUUCACAGUGCCUUUCAACACUCUGGGUAGCACUCACAGUCCUUCAAAACCACAGGACUCCUAUUUGCCUCCUCCAGCAGAUGAGUUUACCAGCAAUGAAUUAAUCACUGAUGACUUUGAAUCUCCAACAGAGCAGGCUAUCACGCUGGCAGUUUAUACCACAGGUAGCAUUACCCCACCGAAUUUCCUGCAAGCCAAUGAUGACAAGAGUGAAGCAGAGAGGAAGAAAGAGCUGACUGGUAUAAUAGAACCACCUUUCAAGGAAGCUGGCCAAGAUGGCCUGCCUGGACAAGCAGUUAAGAUCAUGGAUCAACCGGAAUCAUCAGGCGAUGACAUUUUGGUUACAGCCAGCACUUACCUUCAAACAAAAACGUUGCCUUUCUUUAUUGGUGAUCUCUCUGCCACACAGCCUGAAGAUGUUAUUGCAGAUGCGCUGCCAUCAGGCCAAGCAGCAGUGCUGCCUGCUGCGACUAGCCCAUCCCACAGCCAGUCUGUUAUCAUCGAUCAGUCUCUUGAAGUAACAGAUUCCUCAGUACGAGCAGCUGGCAGCAUUGCUCCUAUGGGCACUGGGACAGGAGUGCAGGAUAUUGCUGCUGAGCUAGAUGGCAUCAGUGAGAUGAGCACAGCAGCACUGGAUGAAGUAGAGCACGGCAGCGGCUAUUUCUCCGUGCUAAGAACUCAGCCUGCAGAAACCACCCCAGCUCCUACACUGAAGUAUGUAACUACCAGCUCUAUGACAACUGCAGCCAAAGGCAAAGAGCUAGUGGUUUUCUUCAGCCUGCGGGUAACCAACAUGCACUUUUCCGAUGACCUCUUCAAUAGGAGUUCUCCAGAAUACAAAGCACUAGAACAACAGUUCAUGCAAUUGUUACUUCCGUACCUUCAGUCCAACCUUACAGGUUUUAAACAACUUGAAAUACUUAACUUCAGGAAUGGAAGUGUAAUUGUCAAUAGUAAAAUGAAAUUUGCCAGAACAGUGCCAUACAAUAUCACAGAAGCGGUACACUGUGUUUUGGAAGAUUUCUGUGAGGCUGCAGCCCAACGCCUCAAUUUGGAGAUUGACAGCUAUUCCCUGGAUAUUGAGCCAGCUGAUCAGGCAGACCCAUGCAAAUUCAUGGCAUGUGACGAGUUUUCAGAAUGCAUAAUGAACGAGUGGACAAAAGAGGCGGACUGCCUUUGUAAGCCUGGUUACGCAAGCCGGGACGGACUGCCGUGUCGGAGCCUGUGCGAGAUGGAACCGCAUCUUUGCAUCAAUGGUGGGAAAUGUGAGUUAGUUCCAGGAAGAGGAGCUGUCUGCAGGUCGCCAGACCAGUUUACAAAGCCAAGACUAACAAGUUAGUGUCUGAAAUUCUGCAAUUUGAGCAUCAGCCAGACAAAAGCAAGGUGUUCAAAAAAAAAGGAUGCCUGCAUUAUUCAAGACUGGACCUUCGGGUUACAUUAUGCAUAAUAAAAUUUAAGGAUUACUACAGAUUCACCAUUUUAUCUUUAAAAUAAGUAUAUA